Molecule: messenger RNA, 2628 nt
Organism: Dracunculus medinensis (Guinea worm)
Lineage: Eukaryota; Metazoa; Nematoda; Chromadorea; Rhabditida; Dracunculidae
Source: the annotation of a GenBank genome assembly
AUGGAAAAUAUUGAAAUUGUUUAUCAAGCUAUAAAUGCUCUUAAUUGUCAAAGUAGUGCACGUUGUGAAGAAGCAAGCAAAUGGUUAUCGGAAUUUCAAAGAACGAUUCCGGCAUGGUCAAUAUGCGAUCGAAUAUUGAGUGAACAACGGAAUAUCGUAGCAUGUUAUUUUGCUGCUCAAACAAUGCGCCAAAAGUUGUUGCAUAACUUUUUUGAACUUCCUGCAUCAUCUUGCGUAUCUCUUCGUGAUUCAAUAUUGAAUCAUCUUAGUAAUUUUGAAUGUUUCCCGUUUGAAAGACAUGGAAUAAUUAUAACUCAGCUCUGCCUUGCGCUCUGUGAUCUUUAUUUACAAGUUCCCCAGUGGACGAAUAUAAUUGGAGAAAUUCUUGAGAGGUUUUCGAAAAUUACGGAAAAGAUGCCAAUAUUAUUGGAACUUCUGAAAGCAUUUCCUGAAGAAGCACAGAGUAAGCAUUUGAGAAUUGGAGAGAAUCGGCGGCGUGCAGUAAAUGCUGAAUUAUCUCAACAAACUAGCUCUGUUUUAAAUUUUCUUAGUAAUAUUUGCGCAUCCAAUUCGCAAAAUACUGCUGUAAUCAAGAAAGCUUUACAAUGUUUAUCUUCAUGGCUAUCGAAUCCACUUGUUUAUACUGAUGAACUUGCUUCUUCUCCUUUCUUCAUUUCAAUUUGUGCUCUUUUGCAAACUGAGAAUUCACCAGCGGAGUUGCAUGAUGCAGCAUGUGAAUGUAUUGUUUCUGCCUUAUAUCGUUCUGAAGAUGUUACGGCUCAUAAAAAGCUUGCAUUAUCAUUACAGACUGCUUGUUACGGCAUGAUGGGUGCUUUUCAAAUUGCAGUCGCGACCGAGGAUUGUGAUAGGUUACAAAAUUACGCGCGUAUCAUCUGUGAAAUGAAUGAAUCAUUCUUAGAAUGUAUGGUAAGAUAUCCUGGUCAAGAGCUGGGAGAUUUUAGAACUUUGGAUAUGUUGUUAAUGCUAGCUGGUUAUCACGAUUAUUCACUGAUUGAAAUGACUUUCAAUAUUUGGUAUCGUCUGUCAGAAUAUUUGUUCAAUCGAAAUGAUGACGCUUUAAACAUGAAAUUCGUUCCUUAUAUUGAAAGAUAUAUUAUGGCUCUUUAUAAACAUUGUCGAUUCGACACCGAUUAUGAGGGUCUUCCCGAUGAAAGCGAUGAUUUUGUUGAAUUUCGUCAUAACGUAUCAGAUACGAUUAAAGAUGUUGUUUUUAUUAUUGGGAGCGAUCACUGUGUUGAAAUGAUGUUUUCUGUAAUCCGAUCAGUUUCCUCCGGUACGUGGGACGAGACGGAAGCAGCACUUUAUAUUAUUUCAACGAUUAUUCAUAAUGUUAUACCGAGUGGAAAGAAAUUCACGCCAUUACUUUUGCAAUCAAUUUUGAAUUUGCCGGAUACUUCUCAUCCCACACUUAUUUUCACUUCGAUACGGAUUAUGGGGAGCGCCGCAGAAUGGUUGGAAGAAUGUGUGGAAUAUCGUGCUUGUUCUUCAAUCCUCAAUGGCGCUCCUGCAGAAGAAACCGUUAUUCGUCUGGGGCAACUAACCUUACCUCAAGCAGAGCGAUUGACGGCGUUGGUGGAUACGCUAGAUGCGAAAGUUGAUAAUUACACGGUUAGUAAUGAGAAUGCUGCAAAUAGCUGGAAUCGAUUAAGUCAGGAUCCAGUGUUGUGGAUUGAUCGAAUAGCGGCUGUAUUUCGCAUUUUACGACCUUGGUCAAAUUCAGCAAAUAAUCCACAGAAUGGAAAUUCUAAUGGUGCAGUGAAUGAAGCAAAUAUUCCAUGGUUAGAUGUUGCAAAUGAAAUAUGGCCAAUCCUUUCAAAAGUUUUUAGUAAAUAUGAAAAAAGUGUAAGGAUAAUAGAACAUUGCUGCAGAGCAAUUCGUUUUGUGAUUCGUUCAUUGGGUGUACAGUCGAUUGGUUUCGUUGAACAACUUGUACAGCAAAUGGUAUUCAUUUAUGAGCGAUAUCAACAUUCAUGUUUCUUAUAUCUAGCAAGUAUACUGGUUGAUGAAUAUGCGCAUUUGCAUCAUCUUAAUAAUGGCCUUAUCUAUAUGCUCAAUGUCGGUUUCUUUUUAAUUUUAAUUUUCUUAUUUUUUAUUCUCUCUCGCGGUUCUUUUGAUCUUCUUUUGCAGCCAAAUGGCUUUCUUUUCUUUCAAGAAAGUGUUAGUGACAAUCUUUUUGAAUGUGGUAUUGUUGGUUUAAAUGUCGAUCAUGUUGAAGCUAGUCGUUCAUUAACCAAAUUCUUCACAGAAUGUAUUGAAUCUUUGCUAGCUGCUAGAAAAACUAAUUACCGUGAUGCUGGUGUUGACGGAGUGGAAAAUUUGAUUAAAAAAUAUGGCAAACGCCUUGUUUCAUCUACUUUGCAGUCAGCUCUUUUUGCAGUCAAUGGAUCAUUAAAAAGAGACAUGGCUGAUUUAUUGUAUUUAAUUGGUCGGAUCUCAAAAGAGAAACAAUCUGAAUGGUUAAAAUGUGCUCUUGAUGAACUCCCUCAUGAUAGCGGUCUUACAGCCACUUCAGAACAAUUACAAUUGUUCCUUCAGAAUGUAAUUGAGGCGAAGGAUGUUCAUGAUGUCUAUCAUCAAAUUCGCGAUUUAAUUCAGCUCUAUUCCUAA